Messenger RNA from Papaver somniferum (opium poppy), 3490 nucleotides. Its product is annotated as cytochrome P450 71A1-like. The record is from RefSeq and is a predicted model, not a curated record. The coding region runs from base 2364 to 3383 and encodes 339 amino acids. Lineage: Eukaryota; Viridiplantae; Streptophyta; Magnoliopsida; Ranunculales; Papaveraceae. The transcript is spliced from 2 exons. Gene Ontology annotation, molecular function: oxidoreductase activity, acting on paired donors, with incorporation or reduction of molecular oxygen; heme binding; monooxygenase activity.
UUUUAUUUAUUUUUUGCCAUUUUUUUGCGAACUUGUCCAUUUUUACCUUCACAUUUCCGAAUGUUGUAUGUCUUGUGUACCCUUCCCUUCAUGUAUGAUUCUUUUUAGUGUAUUCAAGAAUUUGAAACUCCCUGUAGUCUUUGAAAUUGAGUUUCGAGUUGAGGCGGCUUAAAAUGAAUCACACAGAAAAAUUUACAUGAUAGUCCACCAUGAUGUCGAUGCAUACUGUUGAGAAUAGCCCCACCUAGUAUGGUUUGAGAAUUGGGCAAAUGUAUGGUGCAAGUUGAUAAAUAGCGACAGCAGCGACCUUUAUAAUAUGGCCAAAUGUAUGGAGAGUUAGAUCUAGGAACACAGACAUUUUGGUUUACAAUUCUUUAUGCUUACCAGCUGACAUUAAUGGAUUUCUAAUCUCUCCUGCAACAGUUGUUAAAACAACAAGAACAAUUUUACGUUAUGUUUUACCCAAUCUCAAUCUCAAUCCUAACAAUUCUCUUCUACUAUCUUUCUAAGAAGCGUAAGAGAUGUGAUGAUGCGUCGAGCAUAAAACUCAACCUACCGCCUUCUCCACGGACGAUACCUAUCAUCGGAAACAUACAUCAACUAGGACUCCGACUUCACCAGUCUUUUUACCGUCUGUCAAGUAAGUAUGGUCCACUCAUCCUUUUAAAUGUGGGUAAAAAGCCUGUCCUUGUAGUUUCAUCUGCAGAGAUGGCAACUCAAAUUGUGAAGACCCAUGAUCUCGUUUUCGCAAAUAGGUUUAGUACAAAAGUUGCAAAAGUUAUCUUCUGUGGUGUAAAUGAUAUAGCUCUAGCUCCAUAUGGUGAGUAUUGGAGAAAAGUGAGAAAGUUCUGUGUCCUUGAAUUGCUGAGCAUAAAAAGGGUUCAAUCAUUCAAGUUUGUAAGAGAAGAAGAAGUUGAUAAACUUAUUGAGAAGAUAACUUGUUCGUCUAGACAAAGAGAGACCAUAAAUUUGACUGAGAUGUUGUUUUCUAUGCUAAACAACAUUAUCUUUAGGUGUUCACUUGGUGAUAAUUUUAAGAAAGAUUACACAGACAGAUUUGUGGAGUUGACUAAGAAGGCGGACACAUUGUUGGCAUCUUUCAGCUUUGAAGAUUUAUUUCCUUGGCUUCAUUGGAUGGAUACUCUAACUGGACUUACUGGGAAGCUUAGGAGAAUAUCUCAUGAACUAGAUAUCUUCUUUAAUCAAGUCAUUGAUGAUCAUCUCCUUUCCAGAUCACACGUGGACCACGACAAACAUGAUAAGAGGAACUUCAUAGAUCUGCUUCUUGAUCAUGCUGACCAAAAUAACCUUGAUCUCACUAGAGAUAAUAUCAAGGGAAUAAUAUUGGACAUGUUUGUUGGUGGAAGUGACACCACUGCAACUUCCAUUGAAUGGACUAUGGCAGAGCUAAUAAAGAAUCCAAGGCUAAUGAAGAAAGCACAAGAAGAGGUAAGAAGAGUGAUAGGAAAUAAAAACAAAGUGGAAGAGCAAGACAUUGAUCAAAUGCAGUACUUGAAAUGUAUUGUGAAAGAGAGUCUACGGCUACAUCCGCCUUUACCCGUUUUGAUUGGAAGAGUUUCCUCUGUCAGUUGUAAGAUAGGAGGUUAUGAUAUCCCACCAAAUACUGGAGUUUUCCUCAAUGCCUGGGCAAUUCAAAGAGACCCCAAAUUGUGGGAUAAACCAGCACAGUUCCAUCCUGAAAGAUUCGAAACCAACCAAAUCGGUUUUAAAGGUCAGGAUUGUCAGUUCAUCCCAUUUGGGUCUGGAAGAAGAGGGUGCCCUGGAAUAGCAUUUGGUCUUGCGGUGGUGGAAUUUGUUUUAGCCAACCUCUUGUACAGGUUCGACUGGGAAUUGCCUGGCGGUGCUGACAGUGAGGGGCUAGACAUGACUGAAGGUCUGGGCAUCACUGUGAAUAGGAAAAUAUCUCUUCAUGUAGUUCCAAAUAUUCUCAACCUGCUUCUGAUUAAUCUCUCCUUAUAUGCAUAAAUGUAAGUUUUAAGCUCUAUUUAAGUUUUUCACAGAAGCUUUUGUUUCCAAGAUCCGGCUUGAAAGAAAGUCAAAGCAUAGUUUGUCAUUAAAGCUCCAGAAUCCAGAUAACUAGAUCAACAAAUUAGUUUUCUAUUUGAAUCUUCAAGUCUACCCCAUGUUCCUAUGACCUUGAGGCCUGAGCUCCUUAUUUUGCUCAAGUUGAAACAUGGCCGAGUCAGGCUGACAUUACUAUACAGACGUGCAAUAGCAUCUCAUCAGUGGUAGGAUAACACCAGGACGGCAACAGCUGUAAGCACCACCAAAUAUAUAUAUACUCAAAUCGUUCAGUUGUUCACAAACCACAAUCCAUACCUUUACCUAAUCAAUAUCCAACAAUGGCAGAUCAAUCUCAGCAGCAAGCAACAGAUAAAUCCACUGUUACUGCUACAAGAAUGUUCGACCGGCUUCACACUAUUACUACAACCGAUCCUUAUGAAAAACUGAUGUGCAUCCACAAUCCUGACAAUGAUACUCUCAUUAGAAACUUCCCAAAUCCACUUACCAUCCUAGCAGAAGAUGAUCAAACCGCCAAAGACAUAUCUUUAAAUCCUGACCGGAAAACCUCGAUCCGAAUAUUUCGACCUCCGGCCGAACUCUCUGUAACAAAUAAGCUUCCCAUCAUAAUUUACUUUCAUGGUGGUGGUUUCAUUCUUUUCAAUGCAGCUUCAACUAUGAGUCACAAUUUCUGCCAAUCCAUUGGUGCACAUUUGCCCGCAUUGGUCGUUUCGGUAGACUACCGUCUUGCUCCCGAAAGCCGACUUCCCGCUGCUUAUGAUGAUGCUGUUGAUGCCCUCAACUGGGUCAAAAGUCAAGCUUUAGACACCUCAAACGGCGAACCAUGGUUCAAAGAAUACGCUGAUUUCUCAAGGUGCUUCAUUAUGGGGUGUAGUGCUGGUGGUAAUAUUGCGUAUCAUGCUAAUCUAAGAGCAGUAGAAAUGGAUCUUGAACCAGUCAAGAUCAAUGGGCUAAUACUACACAUACCCUUUUUUGGUAGUUCAAAGAGAACUGAAUCAGAACUAAGAUUGAUCAACGAUCUAUACUUGGCGCCUUCACUAAGCGAUGUCAUGUGGGAAUUGGCUUUGCCGGUUGGUUCCGAUCGUGAUCACGCUUAUUGUAAUCCGAGUAUUGACGACGGCGAAUCAUCUAGAAUCAAGGUAGGGCUGAUGAAUAGGUGUUUGGUGAUGGGAUUUUACGGGGAUCCGCUAAUUGAUCGCCAAAUUCAGCUUGUGCAAAUGUUGGAGGAAAAUGGUGUGAAAGUGGAGACUUGCAUUGCAGAAGGAGGGUUCCAUGGGGUGGCAUUCCAUGACCCUAAAAUACUUGAAACUUUGCUGGAAAAACUGAAACAAUUCAUUUGACUUUCUCUGCUAUUACCAAGAAGAUUCAAAGAAUGGAUAAGCCAUGAAUCUACUUUGUCACAUUGAUAAUUUUAAAUUUUAAUUCAAACUUGUACUUUUUUUUGUUA